UGAUGAUGGUAUCAUACGCUACCCCUGCUUACCGUGUUCCCAUCCCUGCUUAUCCUGCGCAUACCCUCAAACCCACCAGAGCCAUAUUCUCGGUUCGCUCAAGCGCUCAAAUCCCAGUUCCCUUUCGUCCUUAAAAGCAAAUCCCUUUUUGCAAUGUGCCUUGCUAUGUCGAGUAAAUGUUUGGUUGCUGAGAAAGUGUAUUAAAAGAAAGGAAAUUGAAUUUUGAAACUCUGAAUUUUUAUUUACAUGGGACCAAGAAAACUAAAAUGUCUGUUGGUUGUGAAAGCAGUGGACUCAUUGUAUUCAGAGUUCAGAGCUGUGGACAAUCUGGUUGCCCGCAACACAGCCCGUGUUCUUAAGGCUUACCAGAAUGCCCGGGUAGGAUAUCAUCACUUUGGUGGAUCCACCGGCUAUGGUCAUGAGGAAACCAGGGGUAGAGAAGCACUUGACAAAGCUUUUGCAGAAAUUUUUGGGGCUGAAUCUGCAAUUUUCCGUUCACAGGUUUUCUUCAUGCUUUCUGUUCUUCUACUGCUUGGGGUUGUCUGCCACUUUGUUAAUAGACAUUGCUAUUUUGCCUCUAGGUUUUUUCAGGUACUCAUGCAAUCACUUGUGCUUUGUUUGCCUUCCAAAGGCCAGGGAUGA
Vitis vinifera (wine grape) is the source of this 642-nucleotide messenger RNA. RefSeq lists its product as uncharacterized. The coding region runs from base 247 to 642 and encodes 131 amino acids. Lineage: Eukaryota; Viridiplantae; Streptophyta; Magnoliopsida; Vitales; Vitaceae. The record is from RefSeq and is a predicted model, not a curated record. The transcript has 3 exons.